UUUCCAGAGUUCAUAAUAAUCAUUCAUUAAGAAAUAAUCAGCAUGGCUUCGCAUGUCAUCUUCUAUCUUUCUGCCUUGCUCAUUUUGACUGCUGCUGCUACUACUAUGGGUUCUUCGUCUUCACUUUCUCCUUAUUACUAUGACAGAGUGUGUCCCGAAGCUUUACCAGCUAUUAAACGACUCAUUGAGGCUGCAGUGUACAGAGAGCCACGGAUGGGUGCUUCUUUACUACGUCUGCACUUCCAUGACUGUUUUGUUAACGGCUGUGAUGCGUCAGUUCUUCUGGAUCCUUCACCCACUAUUGACAGCGAAAAGAACGCUCUCGCUAAUAUAAACUCUGCUAGAGGAUUUGAAGUUAUCGACGAGAUUAAGCAAGAAGUGGAUAAAGUAUGCGGUCGCCCAGUGGUCUCCUGCGCAGAUAUUUUGGCUGUCGCAGCUAGAGAUUCUGUAGUUGCGCUAGGAGGGCCAACAUGGAAAGUCCUACUUGGUAGAAGAGAUUCAACUACGGCGAGCAGGGCAAAGGCAAACGCUGACAUCCCAUCCCCAUUCAUGGACCUUCCUGCACUUAUUAAGAACUUCAAAAACCAAGGUCUCGAUGAAAGAGACCUUGUUGCUCUCUCUGGUGGCCACACUAUAGGGUUUGCACAAUGUUUUGUUUUCAGGGACCGAAUCUACAACGAAACUAAUAUUGACCCUAAAUUUGCAAAAGCUCGAAGAUCAACCUGUCCGCGCACUGGUAGCGAUUCAAACCUUUCGCCUCUAGACCCAACACCAGCACACUUCGAUACCGCAUACUUCACCAAUUUGAAAAUGAAAAAAGGGCUUCUUCAUUCGGAUCAACAACUGUUUAAUGGUGGCACUACUGAUGCUAUAGUAAAGACUUACAGCUCAAACGCAAAAGCUUUUUCGGCGGAUUUUGCCAGGUCUAUGGUGAAGAUGGGGAAUAUAAAACCAAUAACGGGAAAGCAAGGCGAAAUCCGUUUCAACUGCAGGAAAGUGAAUUAUUAGGAUUCUCAGUCAAUAAAUGCAAGAUUAUAAUGUUUUAUUUAUUGAGUUUUGAAACAGGAACAUGUACAUGUCUACCUAAAACUACAUAUUAUGUUAAAUAAAACAUAUAUGAAAGAGAAAUGUUACCUUUAUCUAAUAUUAAUUAAAUUGUCUGUAAGUGU
This is a messenger RNA of Manihot esculenta (cassava), 1169 nucleotides long. RefSeq names its product peroxidase 2. The record is from RefSeq and is a predicted model, not a curated record. The coding region runs from base 43 to 1008 and encodes 321 amino acids. Lineage: Eukaryota; Viridiplantae; Streptophyta; Magnoliopsida; Malpighiales; Euphorbiaceae. Gene Ontology annotation, molecular function: heme binding; peroxidase activity. The transcript is spliced from 3 exons. Gene Ontology annotation, biological process: hydrogen peroxide catabolic process; response to oxidative stress.